Molecule: messenger RNA, 3487 nt
Organism: Stereum hirsutum FP-91666 SS1
Lineage: Eukaryota; Fungi; Basidiomycota; Agaricomycetes; Russulales; Stereaceae
Exons: 20
Coding region: 60-3413 (1117 amino acids)
Biological process (GO): negative regulation of transcription by RNA polymerase II; chromatin organization
Cellular component (GO): pericentric heterochromatin
Molecular function (GO): chromatin binding
Source: RefSeq, a predicted model, not a curated record
CGCGCGGUUCGGUCUGACCCACUUGAUCUCGGAGCUUGACUACUGGGCGACUCAUCAAUAUGGGUAAGAAGAAACAACAGCCCACACCGGCUGAGGAGCAACCAGAGGAAGAGUCUGAGGAAGAAGUGUUUGUCGUCGAGGUUGUCACUGCAGCCAGAGUGGUGGAAGGAGGCGAAUGGCAAUACAAGGUGAAGUGGGAUGGCUACGGGUCAGAAGAUGCUACCUGGGAGCCUUCGGAGAAUCUGCAUGACAAUAAUGACCGUCUUCUUAAAAGCUUCUGGAACCAUGUUGGACUGGAUGACCGUGAUUGGCCCGUCGGGACUGUAUGCGAGGCGAAACCCUCUUGGAUAAAGAAAGAGCGGCAGUACUUCAAGAUGCACAUCGAUGAGUCGAACAAAGAUAAAAAGAAGAAGCAGAAAGAGAAGGAGAGGAAGCAGAAACAACACUCCGCCAUCACUGUCUCCGCCAAUAAUAAGCAGCCUCCCCUUAAGAAAGAAAAGGAGAGGUUAACAGAGGCCACGAAGAAGGUCCAGAAAUUUGUUGAAGAACUAAACACCGACGACGAAGACUCUGACGAGACGCCGCUCUCUAACGUCCCACAAACUACCCCAACUACCAAGCCUCCUGCCAAAUCAUCCAAAGCCCCAGGUGCAGCCUCUACGAGACGGGUCCUGUCUGAAUCAGAGUCGGAUGACGACGAUAUACCAUUAUCUCAACAACCACUGGACAAGGGCAAAGGCAAGGCUAAGGAGCAGAUUGCGGGUCAGAAACGGAAGAGCUCAGCCAUAUCGAAGGAUACGAAGGAAGGGCCUUCUACCAGAAAGAGUAAUGAUGCCGAGCCGCCCCGUAAGGUUUCGAAAGUGACGAAAAAACCGUCAGUUCAUGACAGUGCCAUUGCAGGGUCAUCCCAUAACCGAGAUCCUUCAGCUGAGAUCACCCAAAUGAAAGCUACGGUAUUAAAGCUAAAAUCUCAAAAGGCAGCCGCCAGUUCCACGGCAAAUCCAUCAACGAGCUCGACUUCCAAGACUGGAUUGAAAAUAGCGAUACCAACAGUUUCCCCCAGGGCCAAUGAAAAGACGCCGCCUCAAGGCGACGGCCCACGAACACCAAGCCCACAGUCAGCUCACUCGCUAUUCUCUGGCACCGACACCUCGCCUGCCAAACAGCCCCCCGCACCUGCAAAUCCUCAACUUUCGAACGAGCCUGCUGCAGCCAAGGUGAUCGCGAAAGGAGAUACUGUGCGGAAAGACUCCAAAGCCGACCCGCACAAGAUUCAGGCGGGAAGCACUCUGCCGACCAAACAAAGACUCGCCGAAGCCAACGUUCUGAUGAACCCGAAAGCCAUGAAGUCAGUAAAGGCAUCCCCUGUUGUGGGCUCGGGGCAAGGCUCCCUGUCAAAGCUGUCAUUCAAGAAGAAUAAGUCCAUGUCUGGAGCUGCGGCCUCGCCAGUCACCCCGGUCGCACCAUCUCCUGUUCUACGGCAAGAUCCGAGGUUGUCAGUGACACAAGCUGGUUCAUCUAGCCCUGUGGCACAGGUGCAAACCACGGGGGCGACCUUCGUGCGAUCUCCUUCACCUAUGCAGGUAUCAGACAACGAGGGACGAAGCCAGGAAAGGGAUCUACCGUCAUCGAUCAGUCGCAUCGUUCGACCGUCUGCGCCGAAUACAGCGGUGGACGACUUUCUGUCGACCGUUCCCAUCAACGACGAACCGCUUAUCGAUGGCGUGGAUACCAGUGCAGAUAAGGUUCCCUCAUACCCGUUACCCUCUGCGAAUGCCAGUGGUCCAUACCGCAUUCCAAAGAAGUUUAAAUGGACCGGCGAAGUCUUCAUGCAUACAGAGAAGGAUCGCGCAGAGAAGCUCUUCGAAGGCACACUCUCGGAGGAGCCCCCGAAACAGUCAAACACUUUGCGGUUCUCUUAUUGUAUGGGAGAGAAGGUCGACUCCCUUCGCCUGAUGAAGCUUCUGCAUAUGUCCGAGCUCCCCAUGCUCCAGGCUGCCUGUAAUCAAGUAUCGCAGCUUGGGAGGCUAGAGCCGAAGGAGAACAAAGACCACGAUGCAUUCGGAACCUUGAUAAAGUACAUGACUCCGAGACAAUUGGUAACUUACGCGCCGUUAUACCUCGCGGAUGGUUCACUAUGUGGAAUGCUUCUCCUCUUUCCUUCCGUCUCAGAGGCCCUCUGCGAUAUUUUCAAACCUUCUCUAGAUCUCAAACAGCCUGGUGGAUUUAUCGCAGUUUUGUAUCCAUGGGCGGUUCCUGGAAAAGUGGCGAAGACUCUUCGGACGCAGUACAGAGCAGAGGAGCGCUCUCUUGUCAGGGCUCCCUCAGUCUUCUCCAACCCUGAUCCCGUCAAACUCUCCGACCGCUCCCAUAGCCUCCGCCUUUAUCCCUCCUACCACCGUGCACUCCAUAUUUUGCAGUUUCCCAAUUGGCUCCACCGGCACAUGUCGCAAGCUGACCGGAAAUACGCGUUGGUGUUUGAGCCGAGCGAUGGAAUGAUUGGACAAGAGUCUUCGGAGUUUAAAGAGGAGUGGAGAGGAAGUGAGACGAGGGCUCUACAGACGAUCCUCAAACGCUGUGGAGCACAAAGAGUGCACCUUAAGGAUGACAAGUUGAGGACCAUAUUUGUGCAUGUGGGAUCUCUAGUAGCUUUCCAGAAAUUCUCUCAUCUGGCGAGGAAGCGGAAGAAGUGGCCCUGGGUGCAAUUCUUCACGUACGGGACGCAUGAGACUGUCGGCCCAGAGCGGUGGGGAGUACAUGAGAUAUAUCCGCUCGGUGGAAUCGUGACGUUCACGCCGGCGGUGUUCAGAGACAACCACCCGCAGGAUAUGUUCAAGUUCAUCAACAAAGUGAAGGCACAUCCUCUGUGGGACUGCUACAUCCUUCCGUCCACGGUCGCCAUGGUGGUUCGGGAUGCGUGCGGGUCGGAUCCAUCUGGCGCCUUGGAUAGUAGCAGAGGAUUCAUUUACGAGGAUCUAUUCAAGAUGAUCAAAAACGGGAAGCUAGCCCUCCUCACGCAGCCACCUUUCCUUCCAAAUGACGCCAAGGGCAUCACCGAUUGGGCCUCCUCUCAGCUUCGCCUUUUUGCCAUGGAUGAGCGCGGUAUUCUCCAGUUUUGCUUGCGCAACUUCAUGAAGGAAUAUGAAAACAUCGACGAAGAGAAGUGGCCCUUUGCAGUAAAGGAGGAGGUCCUGUCCUCGUUGUCAUCGAUGCAGGUGCAGCCGAGCAUCAUGAAGAACUAUCGGAGGUUUGUAGUGUUGAGAGGACGUUUAGAGUACGAAGGAAAGGAGGAUAAGAAGGAUUUUGAGACUCUAGGAGCCGAGUGGACGACGUUGUCAGAUUUCGAGUGGAAAGACGAUUUCUUCAGUGGGGAUCUCGCGCCGGCCAUGUCUGGUUUGAACUUAGGACUUUGACACUCUUUUCGAUCUGCUCCUGCUUUUCUUUUCAUGUCUGUAUAUUAUGGCUUUAUACCACACUUUUGUCCGGC